Messenger RNA from Plasmodium vinckei vinckei, 864 nucleotides. RefSeq names its product conserved Plasmodium protein, unknown function. The record is from RefSeq and is a predicted model, not a curated record. Bases 1 to 864 code for a protein of 287 amino acids. Lineage: Eukaryota; Apicomplexa; Aconoidasida; Haemosporida; Plasmodiidae. The transcript has a single exon.
AUGCUCAAGUUAGUUCGAAACAAGUCCCUACAACUAGGGGUAGCACAAUAUAAUAAAGGGUAUAAAAUAUAUGAUAUAAAUUACAAACACUUUUAUAAUGCGAAAAGGAUGUUUUCAAACAAAGAACUCCAGAAUUAUAAACAAAAAAAGGGAAACAGUAAAAGUACAAAUAUAAAAUUUCCAUUAAACCCAAAGGAAGAAGACAUUCGAGAUAUAUAUUUUAAUAAUAAAAUAAUCGAAAAAAAAUAUGCCGAUAUAAAAAUAAAAGAUAGUCAUAAUAAAACAUUAUUCGAAUAUUUGCCAAUUGAAGGAAGGACAAAUAAAGUGCCAAUCAAUUUUAAAAUAAUUCAUUCAUUUUUUUUAUUUACUUUAUCAAGUGGAGUAUUAUUAAUUCAUAUAUUACCAGAAUUAGGUAUAGAAAAUUAUAUAAGAGAUAUAUUUACAUUUGAAAUUUAUAAUUGUUCAUGUUUUUUAGUAUUAAAUGGAGGAUUUAAUUCAUUAUUACAAUUAAUUCAAUAUGGAAUACCCCCUAAUAGAAAGCAUAAAGGUUUAUAUAAUAGUUUACGUUUUAUAUCAGCCUUAAUUCCAUUAUUUUUUGGACUAUUAUCAGCUUCUUUAUGUGAAAAUUUUCCAAGAGAUAGUGUGUUUUUAUUAAUUUUAUCUUAUUCUACUCUAUUAUUAAAUUAUUAUUUCUUACAUAUAAAAUGUUUGGUACCUCCAUGGUUAUAUAAACAAUAUAAAAUUAUUAUAUCAGCUGUAAUGCUUAAUUUGUUUUUAUUGUUAAUAAGUGAAGCACAAUUAUAUAGAGGGAGAGGAAUUUCAAUAAAUGUCGAUAAGUCUGAGGAUAUAGUUCCAUUUUCAUAG